Messenger RNA from Eublepharis macularius, 2359 nucleotides. RefSeq names its product syntaxin-binding protein 2-like. Gene Ontology annotation, biological process: neurotransmitter secretion; vesicle-mediated transport; intracellular protein transport. The transcript has 20 exons. Gene Ontology annotation, molecular function: syntaxin-3 binding. The record is from RefSeq and is a predicted model, not a curated record. NCBI's taxonomy places the organism in Eukaryota, Metazoa, Chordata, Lepidosauria, Squamata, Eublepharidae. Gene Ontology annotation, cellular component: secretory granule; plasma membrane. The coding region runs from base 84 to 1901 and encodes 605 amino acids.
CAAGCACCGGAGCGGGACUCGGGGGCCAUGGCGCCGGCUGGCCUCAAGGCGGUAGUGGGCGAGAGCUGUCAGAAGUUGCUGGCAUGGGAGCUUCCCACAUGAGUUGUUUGUUCCAUAUGAGUCUAUUGGACAAACACUUUAGCCGAGCAGUUUGUGUUCUAGCCACAGAAAUCCUGAAUGAUGUCAUCCGUAGCAUGAAGAAAGAUGGAGAAUGGAAGGUACUCAUAAUGGAUCAUCCCAGCACACGUAUUGUCUCAUCCUGCUUUAAGAUGUCAGACCUUCUGGCUGAAGGAAUCACAAUUAUCGAAGAUAUUAACAAACGCCGAGAGCCCCUCCCCAGCCUAGAAGCCAUCUAUUUGCUCAGCCCCAUUGAGACGUCAGUGCAGGCUCUGAUAAAUGACUUCAAAGGCAGCCCCACCUUCUCAUACAAGGCCGCUCACGUCUUCUUCACUGACACCUGCCCCGAGAACCUCUUUAAUGAACUAGGCAAGUCCCGAAUCAUCAAAGCCAUCAAAACUCUUAAGGAAAUCAAUGUUGCUUUCCUUCCCUAUGAGUCACAGGUGUACUCCUUGGACAAUCCCCAGAGUUUCCACAAUCUCUUUAGCCCGUACUGCAGAGAAGAUAAGAACAAUCAGUUAGAAAGAAUGGCAGAACAAAUCGCCACGUUAUGUGACACUCUCAAGGAGUACCCCUCGAUUCGCUACAGAAAUGGCUCUGAAGAUUGCUGUCUGUUGGCCCAUGCAGUGUUGGCAAAGCUGAACGCCUUCAAAGCAGACAACCCCACCAUGGGAGAGGGCCCUGACAAAUCUCGCUCUCAGCUCCUGAUUGUGGAUCGAAGUUAUGAUGUCGUGUCUCCACUUCUGCAUGAACUCACCUUCCAGGCCAUGGCCUACGACCUGCUUAACAUUGAGCAGGACACUUACAGAUAUGAAUCUACAGGUAUCAGCGAUGCACGGGAAAAAGUGGUACUUCUGGAUGAGGACGAUGACCUCUGGAUGCAGCUGCGCCACAUGCACAUUGCUGAUGUGUCCAAGAAAGUGACUGAGCUCCUACGUACUUUUUGUGAGAGCAAAAGACUCACCACAGACAAGGCCAAUAUCAAAGACUUAUCACAGAUCCUGAAGAAAAUGCCCCAAUAUCAGAAAGAGCUUCACAAGUAUUCCACACAUCUGCACCUUGCAGAGGACUGUAUGAAUAACUUCAAGGGCACUGUGGAGAAGCUGUGCGGUGUGGAGCAGGACCUGGCCACGGGUGCAGAUGUGGAUGGAGAGAAAGUCAAAAAUCCUAUGAAGAUUAUUGUGCCGAUUGUCCUGGAUGCCAAUGUGCCAGCAUUUGACAAAAUUCGCAUUAUCCUGCUUUGCGUCUUUCUCCAGAAUGGCAUCAAUGAGGAGAACCUUAUGAAGCUCAUCCAGCAUGCCAACAUACAGCACGAGAGAGAUGUCCUCUACAAUAUGCACUGCCUGGGUGCCCCCAUCAUGCCAGAGGACAGUGGACAAAUGAAACCUGUGAGGAAAGUGAGAUUGGAAUCUACCUACCAGCUCUCUCGAUGGACCCCCAUUCUAAAGGAUGUCAUGGAGGAUGCCAUUGACGACAAGUUGGACAAGAAGUUGUGGCCUUAUGUCUCUUGCCCUGCUCCAGGCCCCUGCUCUCAAACUGCUGUGAGUGCUCGCUUUGGUCAUUGGCACAAGACCAAGACAGCAACUGAGUACCGGACAGGUCCCCGCCUCAUUAUUUACGUGCUGGGAGGAGUAACCAUGUCAGAGAUGCGCUGUGCCUAUGAAGUCACAGAGGCCACUGAUGGCAAGUGGGAGGUGCUGAUUGGCUCAUCCCACAUCCUGACUCCCAAGCAGUUCCUGGAAGAUGUGCGCAACCUGACUGAGCAGACCCCAUUGAAGUCCUAAGAGGAGCCCUGGCUUCUGAGAGACUUACUGACAGCCUCUCUAUCUAUUUAUCAGCUGGGAUAAAGUUGUUCUUAACCAGAUACCCACUCAUGUGCACCCAUCUCUGCUUCUGUCCUUUUAAGACUGGGCCUCCGCUUGGUGCCGCCUUCAUGAAUGUGCUUGACAUGGGAGGAUCUGGUUCAAGAUCCAGGCGAAAGACUGGUCCAGCUACCUGUUACAGGUUCUUUGUCUCUUACUGUGAUGAAGUUUCUGGUUGCACUUUAUCUUCCGUUGCCCUCUGCCCCCCGAAAUAGGGGAAAGGAGGAGCAGCUGCAUACUUGAUGAAGCCUCUGUCCCUCAACUGAGGCAACUGUCAGCUCCCUUAAGGGAACUUCCAGGGAAAGAUCUGCUUUGAUAACUUCUUGUCACUGUUUUGUGGUUGUCUGGGCCCCGCCAAGAUUCUGAUCUCCCCCCCCCCC